AUGGAGAGAACAGGUAAAAUGAAAGAUAUCUGGUUAGCAGAUGGAUCUGUCAGAAACUGUGAAGAGGUAUGGAUCAAUGUUACUACACCAUACAUAUCUGGUUCAGUGUUGGCACUGAUUUUAGACAUACCAUUUGCGGACUUAGUUAUAGGUAAUUAUGUAAAUACCUCUGUUCCUAAAGAUGUAUGCACUGAAAAAGUAGAAAACGAUGGUAAGAAUAUUGAUCAAGACACAUGCCAGGCUGUACAAACAAGGGCCAAGAAGAAACAAGAAGACGAAAAAGAAGAAAAGAUACAAGUAAGUAUAGACAAGUUAAAUGAACAUGUAACAGAUAAUAUAUUACCACAGGUAGGUAAGAUGUAUAGCAGAGAUGAGUUAAAAUUAGCUCAAGCUGACGACAAAUCUUUGAAUAAGGUAAGGAGCUUAGUUCAGGAAAAUCCAGGACAACAGUCAUCCUAUUUCAUAAUGAAGUCAGGAAUACUAUACAGAGUAUAUGUGACUCCCAGUGAGGAAGAGAUAUAUCAGGUUGUUUUACCACAGAAGUAUAGGGCCAUAGUACUGGAACUUGCUCACGAUAUUCCUCUUUCAGGCCAUCUUGGUAUAAAGAAAACUAGGGAUAGAAUAUUACAUCAUUACUUUUGGCCGGGUAUGUUUGAGGAUGUGGCUAUGUAUUGUAAAUCAUGUCAUGUUUGCCAGUUGAGAAGUACAAAAGGUAAGUCAGCAAAGGUACCGCUAGUGAGUAUUCCUUCAAUAGAUGUACCUUUUCGUCGAAUUGCUAUUGACUUUGUUGGACCAUUACCGGUUACAGAACGAAAAAAUAGGUAUAUUUUGGUAAUUGUGGACUGUUCCACUCGAUAUCCAGAAGCUGUUGCCUUGAGAAGCCAAGAUGCAGAGACAGUUGUUGACUCAUUGAUGGAAGUAUUUUCUAGAGUAGGUUUCCCUGAAGAGUUACUUUCGGACCAAGGAUCAAAUUUUAAGUCGUCACUUAUGUUGGAAGUAUGCAGACUUUUAACGGUUGAAAAGAAGGUAUCCAGUGUUUACCAUCCUCAGACGAAUGGAAUGUGUGAGAAAUUCAAUGGUGUUUUGAAACGUAUGUUGAAAGCCUAUGCUUCACUAGAACCAAAGACAUGGGAUAAGUACCUGGUAUAUGUAUUAUUUGCUUAUAGGGAGGUACCAAAUGAUACUACAGGUUUUUCGCCAUUUGAGUUAUUGUAUGGUCGAAAUGUAAGAGGACCACUGUCUGUCUUGAAAGAACAAUGGGAAGAACCAGAGGAUUGCCAAUCGUCUGUACUUAGCUAUUUGAUUGAAACUCGAGAGAGACUGAAAAUGUUAUCUGAGUUAGCACACCAGAAUGAAAUGAAUGCAAAACAGGUACAGAAGAGGUAUUACGAUAAGAAGGCAAGAUCGAGAGAGAUUGAGGUUGGUACUACGGUAUUAGUUCUACUUCCCACUAGUGAAAGUAAACUUUUGGCUCAGUGGAAAGGGCCUUACGUUGUUACAGAUAAGGUAGGACCAGUAGAUUAUAAAGUCAAGGUAAGAGGUAAAGAGAAAGUUUAUCAUGUGAAUAUGUUGAAAACAUGGUAUGAGCGUCCUGAAGCACUGAAAAAUGAGGUAGAAUUUUUAGCAUGUAUAGAUGUAGCGGAAGAUAAGUUUGAAGAUGAAUACAUAGAUGUAGACUAUAAAGUAACUCAUCGGCUGGUAGGGAAAGAAACAGUAAAUGACGUCAGAAUUUCAGAGGAUUUAACAGAUGAGCAACAUAGUGCGUCUUUUGUAAGUCUGAUGAGAAAGGUCCUGAAAGACUGUGAUGGCUUUGCUGAUUCAUUUAUAGAUGAUAUUGGAAUUUAUAGUGAUACAUUUGAAGAUCAUCUGAAACAUAUAAGGUUAGUAUUACUUGCUCUUAGAAAAGCAAAUGUAGCAGCUAGACCAAAAAAAUGCUGUUUUGGAUUCAGUAAGUUAGAAUUUCUUGGACAUAUAGUAGGUGGGGGUGAAAUCCAGCCUACACAGGAUAAGAUUCAGGCUAUUGUGGAUUUUAAACCACCAAUGACAAAGAAACAGGCGUUGGAUGUGUACUUGAACAAGAGUUUAAAGAUGGCAGACAUCCGAUUCUUUAUAUGA
Molecule: messenger RNA, 2115 nt
Organism: Mytilus californianus (California mussel)
Lineage: Eukaryota; Metazoa; Mollusca; Bivalvia; Mytilida; Mytilidae
Exons: 3
Coding region: 1-2115 (704 amino acids)
Biological process (GO): DNA integration
Molecular function (GO): nucleic acid binding
Source: RefSeq, a predicted model, not a curated record